AUGGCCGAAGCCGUCGUGGCCAUGCGCUCCGAGGGCGUCAUCGCUGAAGACAUCCGCAACCGCGACAAGAUUAUCGAUCUGUUAGACUGUCGACGUCGGGGGACAAGAGAGAGCAAAAAUUGCAGGUUCAAAGCGGACUCUUUUACAAUCGACGAGAUCAUGAAGAUGAUGAAAAUGCAUGAAUCAGCUAUUUAUUUCAUGGAUGAUUAUGCGGCUACGCUUCCAGCGCCCGCGUGGUGGGAUCACAAAGCCCGAAAGUGGCCAUCACCGAUCAAGUUGUCGCAUACAGAGCGAGCAAGAUUUUUCCGCGCUUUCUAUAGGCUUCAAACGUGGUGUCAUAUAUUUGGACAGCCGGAGUAUGGUCGGCAUUGUUCUGCUUCAACAUCUUCUUCAUUUUCAUCUCCCUUUUCGGCAGGGUUGGAAAGACCAUCUGAGAAUGAAUGGACGGAUCGAACUUUUACACUCGAGCAAGCAUGGCGGCUGAUUUGGGGCACAAUGCCGCCAUGGGAGAUUGAAGAAGUCGGGUCUCUGCUGGAUUACUUCAUGUCGAAAUAUAUUGAGGUUUUUCAGGAGAUUACGACUGCUCUGAUCAACGGAUACAAACCUGGUAACUCCACCAGAGAUGAUCAGUCUACGCAAAAUUCGGAUGUGCUGGAUGAUGCGCCGAUUGGGACGUUGCCGUUAGGGACUCCAAUUCAUAUGAUUUAUGAGCUGCGCGGAGAUCCAUGGUCUUUGGCCAUAACUUUCCGCUACUCCAUGAUUGAAAUAGGCCCUUACUUUCUCUACAAAAUCCUCCAACAACCUUACGAUGACCGACACAUCGCCGUCUCCAACAAUCUACGCAGCGUCUUCACCACGAAAUUAUGGGAAGUCACUGGCCUCAACGACGAACAGAAAUUACCACUUGUCUCGCCAGCAGAUCGAUACGAACGUGCCGAUCUUGCUCGAUUCAUAACGUCUCUGCCUGUAUUAGAGAAACCGAACAAAUGCUGGACGAGGCACUGGGCAGGUUUGGAGGGGCAGCUACAUCCGGAUUUGUGGCUGGUAAAUGGAACUGGACAUUACAGUUCGUAUCCGACUAUCAAUAGAAGGGAGUGGAAAUGGGGGUAUGUGCUAUGGGAUGAUGAGAGGCUGGAAGAGUGGAAUGCCGUGGAGCUUAGUACUAGAAAUUGA
Talaromyces amestolkiae is the source of this 1173-nucleotide messenger RNA. RefSeq lists its product as uncharacterized. The record is from RefSeq and is a predicted model, not a curated record. Lineage: Eukaryota; Fungi; Ascomycota; Eurotiomycetes; Eurotiales; Trichocomaceae. The transcript is spliced from 2 exons. Bases 1 to 1173 code for a protein of 390 amino acids.